UUUUUUUUUAUUAAGUUAUGAAGGAAAUAUGUAAACAACAAGAAUUAGUUAUUCCAGACAAUGUCAAGGUUGAUAUUAAGGCACGGGUUGUCAGGGUAACGGGUCCACGUGGAUUCUUAAAACAAAACUUUCAACAUAUUAAUAUUGAUAUUCGAAAAAUACAAGCAAAUCGUAUACGACUUAUUAUAUGGCAUGGAGGGAAGAAACAUGUUGCAUGUCUUCGUACAAUACGAAGUCUUAUUAAUAAUAUGAUUAUUGGUGUUACACAAGGGUAUCGAUAUAAAAUGAGAUUUGUAUAUGCUCACUUUCCAAUUAAUGUAAGUAUUGGAGAAGAAGGAAAAUUGAUAGAAAUUCGAAAUUUUCUUGGUGAAAAGGUAGUACGCCGAGUAAAUAUGUUGGAAGGGGUUAAAGUGGAGCUUUCUAAGAGUCAAAAGGAUGAAAUUAUUCUUGAGGGUAUUUGUCUUGAAAAUGUUUCACAAUCGGCAGCUUCUAUUCAACAAAUUUGUAAUGUUCGGAAUAAAGAUAUUCGGAAAUUCUUGGAUGGGAUUUAUGUUUCUGCUCGUGAAACAAUUGAACAAAAUUAA
Messenger RNA from Pneumocystis murina B123, 584 nucleotides. RefSeq lists its product as hypothetical. The transcript is spliced from 4 exons. Gene Ontology annotation, cellular component: ribosome; cytosolic large ribosomal subunit. Bases 18 to 584 code for a protein of 188 amino acids. Gene Ontology annotation, molecular function: rRNA binding; structural constituent of ribosome. NCBI's taxonomy places the organism in Eukaryota, Fungi, Ascomycota, Pneumocystomycetes, Pneumocystales, Pneumocystaceae. Gene Ontology annotation, biological process: cytoplasmic translation. The record is from RefSeq and is a predicted model, not a curated record.